Messenger RNA from Pomacea canaliculata, 468 nucleotides. Its product is annotated as deoxyribonuclease-1-like 1. Gene Ontology annotation, biological process: DNA catabolic process. Lineage: Eukaryota; Metazoa; Mollusca; Gastropoda; Architaenioglossa; Ampullariidae. Gene Ontology annotation, cellular component: nucleus. The record is from RefSeq and is a predicted model, not a curated record. Bases 1 to 468 code for a protein of 155 amino acids. Gene Ontology annotation, molecular function: DNA nuclease activity. The transcript is spliced from 4 exons.
AUGUGUCUGCAGGUUCUGCGUGGCUUUGACAUUGCCGUUAUCUUGGAGGUGAUGAACGCUGAUGCCAUCGAUGUUGUCCUCAAGGCUUUGAACAAGUACAGUGGGCCCUACAGCCUGAAGCUCAGUUCCCCCUCUGGAAGAUCGAGCUACAAAGAACAUGUAGCAAUACUGUACAGGUAUGUAAAACGACAAAUUGUCUGCCAAGAAAAGCCGAACUUUUCCGAUAAUGAUGAGUUUGAGCGCGAUCCUUAUGCCGUGUUGUUUCACACCAAAGACUCCGUUGUCAGAAGCUUUGCCGUUGUGGGAGUUCACUUGAAGCCCGAUAAAGCCUUGGAGGAGAUGAACAGCCUGGUGACGGUGUAUGAUGACAUGACCACAGCACUUCAAACAAAGGUAGCUUCCCUUUACAUCUUCUACCCCACCGCCACCCCACCUCACGCCUCUCUCUCUCCUAGAAUUGAGCGUUAA